CGCUAUGUCUGCGACGGCACUGGCCGCGAGUCUGUUGCUUUUCACCUCGUUCAUCGGAUCUUCUCUCUGUCAAACACCGAUGGCCAUGCUGAUAGUGAUCGAGGAACCGGACACGCCGCUUUUAAGCAUUCUGAACGACGCUGCACCUCAGACGGAGAAGAAGUUCGGCGACGACAUCAUCACCGUUCACAUUUCCACCGUCACUGUGGACAGAGCAAACGUGCUUGCCAGUUUUGAAAAAGUAUGUGCUGCCUUAUUUAAGGGAAUCAGUAUCAUACUCGAUCUGACUUGGACCGGUUGGGAGAAGCUUCGAAACGUAGCCGACGAGAACGGAAUAAUAUACAAACGCGGGGAUUGCCAGAUAAAUUCGUACGUGCAGGCGAUCGAUGAUCUUUUGAUGUUGAAGAACGCAACGGACGUGGGCCUGAUCUUCGAAGAUGAAAGGGAGCUGAAUCAGAGCUUGUACUAUCUGAUCGGGAACUCGAUUAUACGGUUGGUCGUCAUCGACGAGUUCACGGACAAAACAGUGUCCAAGAUACGGAGCAUGAGACCGUCGCCAUCUUAUUACGCGAUUUACGCCAGCACGCCGAGGAUGGAGGAACUAUUCAGAACGGCCGUUCAGGGGGGCCUGGUGAAAAGAAAUGGAAUCUGGUACUUGGUGUUCACCGACAAUAACUACAAGGACUUCAAGUACCUCAACGGGGACUCGCAAUUAAACGUUUCGGUGACCGUUCUGUCGCUACGUACGGAGGUCUGUUGUCGGCUGAUCGGUGAACCGUCCUGCAAUUGUCCUCCCGAUGUUCAAAUAUUUCCACAAUACUUCAGACGAUUGUUGGGCUUGCUGGUGAACCUGAUGAGCGAGCUCCAGAAGUCUGGGAUCAGCGUGGAGCCAAAGCCUACUCGAUGCAAUUCGCCGAACGCUACUCAAACGGUCUCAAACGCCACAUCCGAGGCGUUCAACAAGAACUUGAUAGCCAAAUUAGGAGGCAACGAUACCUUCGACUACUUGUCGGACAAAGGACUGAUCACGUACAAAGCGGAGAUCGAAAUGGAGAUCCUGCAAAAUGGAGUUUUGGAGCCGCUCGCCACUUGGACUAGAAGAACGAAAAUUAAGGAGGCCGACGGGAAGAAGAUAGAACCUGCCAAGAGAUUCUUUCGAAUCGGAACUGCUCCUUCAGUUCCCUGGACGAUGCCCAAAGUGGAUCCAGCGACCGGCCACGUCAUGAAGGAUGAAAACGGAAAGGAGAUGUGGGACGGUUACUGCAUAGACUUCAUAAAGAAACUUUCUGAAGAGAUGCAAUUUGAUUACGACAUCGUCGUACCGGAAGAUCGAGAAUUUGGAAAGAAGAUGGCCAACGGACAGUGGAACGGGUUGAUUGGCGACCUUUCAAAGGGAGAAACUGAUAUCGUGGUUGCCGCGCUGACAAUGACAUCGGAACGCGAGGAGGUGAUCGAUUUCGUUGCCCCUUACUUCGAGCAGUCUGGUAUACUGAUUGUAAUAAGAAAACCCGUUCGUAAACCGUCCUUGUUCAAAUUCAUGACGGUCCUCAAAGUCGAAGUCUGGCUGAGCAUCGUGGGGGCGUUGACGCUGACAGGAAUCAUGAUUUGGAUAUUGGACAAGUAUUCCCCCUACAGCGCGAAGAACAACAAACGUCUGUAUCCAUAUCCUUGUCGAGAUUUCACGUUGAAGGAGAGCUUUUGGUUCGCCCUGACCUCGUUCACGCCCCAAGGUGGAGGCGAAGCUCCCAAAGCUCUGUCCAGCAGAACUCUCGUAGCUGCGUAUUGGCUAUUCGUCGUUCUGAUGCUCGCCACGUUCACUGCGAAUUUAGCAGCUUUUCUUACAGUGGAAAGAAUGCAGACACCCGUGCAAUCGUUGGAGCAAUUAGCGAGGCAAUCGCGGAUAAAUUACACCGUUUUGGCCAAUCACAGCGUUCACCGGUACUUCAUGAACAUGAAAAACGCGGAGGACAAGUUGUAUACUGUCUGGAAAGAGAUCACGCUGAACAGCACGAGCGACCAGGUAGAAUACCGUGUAUGGGAUUAUCCUAUCAAGGAACAAUACGGUCACAUACUGCAAGCCAUCACGCAAGUCGGCCCGGUGAAGAGCGCAGAGGAAGGCUUUCGAAAGGUGAUAGAAAGCGAGAACUCAGAAUUCGCUUUCAUCCACGACUCGUCGGCGAUAAAGUAUGAAGUAACUAGGAACUGCAAUCUGACCGAGGUCGGCGAGGUGUUUGCCGAACAACCUUACGCAAUCGCUGUCCAACAAGGAAGCCACCUGCAGGAGGAGAUCAGCAGAAGGAUCCUGGACCUGCAGAAGGACAGGUAUUUCGAGACGCUGACGUCCAAGUAUUGGAACCAGUCCCUGAAGGCGCAGUGCCUGGAUUCCGACGACAACGAAGGAAUUACGCUGGAAAGCCUGGGCGGAGUGUUCAUAGCGACUCUGUUCGGGCUCGCUUUGGCGAUGAUCACUCUGGCCGGGGAAGUCCUCUAUUAUCGUAAACGCAGCGAUUCGCAAAAGAACAAGCGAAAAGACAAGAAGAAGCCCAAGGGCAUCGAAAACGAGAAGGUGAUGCUGCAGAAGAUGGCGUCGAAGCUACAGAUGAAACCAGCCCCUACUAACGCAUUAUUCGAGAAAACGACGACGAAUCUACCUCGCGUAUCUCAUAUUUCGGUCUACCCGCGUAACUUUACCUUCAAAGAGUGAAAUCUUCGCGAUAGAGAAUAAUGUCGCAGCGACAGAAUUUCCGGUGGCAAAACGAUUAACGAUAGAUAUAUUUAUUCUGUACAAAAGAUCACGUUCCAUUGCUAAUAAACGUUAUUCCAGAGCAACGAGAAUGCGAAUCAAACUUUAUGUAACGACCCUUUACAGCAGCCAGUGUCUUUCACUCUUUCACUUCGGUAUCGACAGCUCGCAACACUGAUUCGUCGCGCGCCACGCGAGUCCCGGAAAUAAUUGUAAAGCUACGGAUUAAUAAAAGUUAU
Molecule: messenger RNA, 2982 nt
Organism: Hylaeus volcanicus
Lineage: Eukaryota; Metazoa; Arthropoda; Insecta; Hymenoptera; Colletidae
Gene: Ir8a
Product: ionotropic receptor 25a
Exons: 16
Coding region: 5-2704 (899 amino acids)
Biological process (GO): synaptic transmission, glutamatergic; modulation of chemical synaptic transmission; monoatomic ion transport
Cellular component (GO): plasma membrane; postsynaptic membrane
Molecular function (GO): transmitter-gated monoatomic ion channel activity involved in regulation of postsynaptic membrane potential; glutamate-gated receptor activity
Source: RefSeq, a predicted model, not a curated record